AUGGCGGACGGCAGUCCCACAGAGGAUUACGCCCUCGACUCUCAGUCCAGUGCAAUUGAUCUUUUGAGGAGCGUUGCACAAGAGCACCUUCAGAAGAUCAACGAGGAACGAAUCCAGGAGCAGAACGAUGGGUGGGACAAAGACCUCGACAUCGCAAAAUAUCUUGUCGGCUAUCUUGAACGAUUCGAAGGGAUCAAGGAAAUGCCCGCAAAGAAUUGGAUUUCUGAGAGCACCGACGAAGAGUGGAUCCCGCAGCACCGCAUCAAAUACUUCAAGAAGAUUUGUGAAGGCGGUGAUCACGACAUUGUUUGGGAUCGCGAAAGGCGGGUUGACAAGGUCUUCGGCACUGGUGCGGGACCGAGCCGGAUCGACGAGGAUGAUAAGGUGGCCAUAGUAUCCGAAGAUGGCGGUGUGAGGUUGAUGCCUUGA
Cladophialophora yegresii CBS 114405 is the source of this 429-nucleotide messenger RNA. RefSeq lists its product as uncharacterized. The transcript has 2 exons. NCBI's taxonomy places the organism in Eukaryota, Fungi, Ascomycota, Eurotiomycetes, Chaetothyriales, Herpotrichiellaceae. The record is from RefSeq and is a predicted model, not a curated record. The coding region runs from base 1 to 429 and encodes 142 amino acids.